Molecule: messenger RNA, 993 nt
Organism: Aureobasidium melanogenum CBS 110374
Lineage: Eukaryota; Fungi; Ascomycota; Dothideomycetes; Dothideales; Saccotheciaceae
Exons: 2
Coding region: 1-993 (330 amino acids)
Source: RefSeq, a predicted model, not a curated record
AUGCCUUCCGCAGCUCAACCUCGCCAUCGUCGUCCUUCGUGGAGACAGUCACGCGUCUCACACCGCACGUACCUAGAGACGGACUUCAAACGCAAACAGGAACACGAGAUGCCUGCUGAUGCCGACUCUGAUACCUUCUACUACAACGCCGCCUUCAUUGUCGAAUGGACGAUCCCGUCAGACCUCAGGGUCCGCUUGCCUGAGUCUCUUUUGACAGAGCUUGACGAUUGGCAGGCUGCGGGCGCUGCUGUUUGCACGGCUCUGGCUCGAAUCGAUAAGCUCGACAACGAAAGUCUUCACCGAGGCUGGCCCUCCAGACCGAAUCUACAUCUCUCGCGUACUACGUCGGAAUGCUCCGCCAUUGGAUCGCCCCAAUUCUCUACUACAGACCCUUUCGAGAUAUCCUCUCCUCGCUCGCGACCGGCUCUUUCUUCACUCCAGACAAGUUUUGGCAGCACUUUUUCCACCAGUCCAGAUGUACCGUCUUUCACUCCACAAGAUAGCAUCAUGGGCGACGAGGUGGAUGAGAUGAAUGCAUCCUUUCGUGACAAAGUCAGUCUUGAACAUGUUAACGCCAUCUUGGCCACCAGAGUUCGACGUGUCUCGGAGUCUGCUGGUUCCCAAUCGCCGCUGAUGAGUCCAAUCUCUCGCAAAGCUUCGAAUGAACUAACCUUCAGUGCCGAUCAACAAUUUGAUGAGAGCGCCUGGGAAACAUUUCUGCGUUCAUAUGAGGCCGAGCUCGAGCACUUACGUACGGAAACGUUGGUUCGCUUCAGACACAUUGGCAAGUCUGUGGACAGACUUUGGCUGGAUCUUCGAUGCGAUGGUGUACAUCCUGUGCCUGAGUCAACAGCUGCUGAAUUUGUUGCCUGGUGGAGAAAGAUGAACGACAAGGAGCAGGAAUAUGAGAAAGAAGUCCAGAUGCUGGAAGUGCCUCAACUUGAGUUGGUCAGUCUCCGACGGGCAUCUCGAGGUCUAUCUACCUCAGUCUAA